AUGCUGCACAUCGGCGAUCAUUUCCGGCACCAAGUGCGGCAAGAUUCUGCACGACCUGAUUUCUUGGUAAUCGAGUACAUGAGGAAGAAACAUCUAAUUUCCCAAGAAGAUUAUGCCUGGGCCACGAGAUAUACAGAAAGGCACCAUUGUGAUGGCUUGGUUCCACUUGGGUAUAUGCCUCCAGAACUGAGGAGAAAAGAAGAGAAGAGUAAGGAGCUUCCCCAUGACUUGGAGAAGGAGGACCGA
Molecule: messenger RNA, 246 nt
Organism: Hyaloscypha bicolor E
Lineage: Eukaryota; Fungi; Ascomycota; Leotiomycetes; Helotiales; Hyaloscyphaceae
Exons: 1
Source: RefSeq, a predicted model, not a curated record